This is a messenger RNA of Nomascus leucogenys (northern white-cheeked gibbon), 989 nucleotides long. It is a transcript of the gene WFDC5, whose product is annotated as WAP four-disulfide core domain 5. The record is from RefSeq and is a predicted model, not a curated record. Lineage: Eukaryota; Metazoa; Chordata; Mammalia; Primates; Hylobatidae. Gene Ontology annotation, cellular component: extracellular region. Gene Ontology annotation, molecular function: peptidase inhibitor activity. The transcript has 4 exons. Gene Ontology annotation, biological process: antibacterial humoral response; innate immune response. Bases 91 to 462 code for a protein of 123 amino acids.
CUCUUUCCUCUCCUGACUAAGUUUCUCUGGCUUCCCUGAGGCUGCAGCUGUUAAUCUGGGGGGCCUGGGCCCUGAGCCGGCAGCAGAAAUAUGAGGAUCCAGAGCCUCCUCCUUCUGGGGACCCUCCUGGCUGUGGGGAGUCAGCUGCCUGCUGUCUUUGGCAGGAAGAAGGGAGGGAAAUCGGGGGGCUGCCCGCCAGAUGAUGGGCCCUGCCUCCUAUCGGUACCCGACCAGUGCGUGGAAGACAGCCAGUGUCCCUUGACCAGGAAGUGCUGCUACAGAGCUUGCUUCCGCCAGUGCGUCCCCAGGGUCUCUGUGAAGCUGGGCAGCUGCCCCAAGGACCAACUGCGCUGCCUCAGCCCCAUGAACCACCUUUGUCACAAGGACUCAGACUGCUCAGGCAAAAAGCGAUGUUGCCACAGCGCCUGCGGCCGGGAUUGCCGAGAUCCUGCCAGAGGCUAAUUCUGAUUUAGGAUCUGUGGCUCUGCAACCUAAGCUGGGGACCAGCGGAAAGAGUUCACGAUGGGAGGCCUGGGGCCCUGCCCGCUGGACAGCACUAUCUCUACCAGUGGUGGUUCCAGCCUUCUGAUAAACACUGGCCUCUUCCCUGCAACCCAUCCACCCCUGGUUUCUCCUCCUGGGAGUCAAAGUCCAUAGCCUGAGCUCGGAGGAAGCCCUCUGUAUCAACCCAGUACCCUGCACCACUGCCAUACGAGCUUCCCACCCUUCCUAACACUUUCACACCAAUCCGUACAUGCUGCUUCCUCCACCAAAAAUGCCCAAUUCCGGCAGACCCUGACCUCUCCCUCAGGCAGCCCAACCAUCCAGAAUGAAUAUUCUAGCAGAGUUUUCCAAACAUCAUUCGCCUCUUUCAUGAUUUUCACCAUACCUACAAAACAGCACCAUGAUAGGUUGCAUGGUGCCUGUACCACCAUUUACUUAAUGUUUUCUUUAAAUGACUCACUUUUGUAUCUAAAUUCAUUUCAAAA